Messenger RNA from Photinus pyralis (common eastern firefly), 540 nucleotides. RefSeq names its product cuticle protein 19-like. Gene Ontology annotation, cellular component: extracellular matrix. The transcript is spliced from 3 exons. The coding region runs from base 85 to 528 and encodes 147 amino acids. The record is from RefSeq and is a predicted model, not a curated record. Lineage: Eukaryota; Metazoa; Arthropoda; Insecta; Coleoptera; Lampyridae.
UAUAAAUUACGCCGAUUUGUUGAGAAUAUGCGAGUGUGUGUACUGUACGCUUUCGUGAAGGACCCUUCAGUAGUUUGUUAAAAAAUGAUUGUAAUUACGGUUGGUAUAAUUACUUAUUAUUUCUCGAUCUGUUAUGCACAACACAAACAUGGAUAUGGGCAUGGUUCAUCGUACACAUCCCUCAACGUAGGUCACCAAGCUGCACAUCACCUUUCUGCAUACGAACAUGAGGACCUUCAUCAUCACAGUCAUCCUAAAUAUGAAUUUAAAUAUGGCGUGGCCGACCCACACACGAAAGAUUUUCAUAAUCAACACGAAGUACGCGAUGGAGACGUCGUAAAGGGAGAAUACUCAUUGCACGAACCCGAUGGAACAGUACGUACUGUAAAGUAUUCAGCGGAUCACAAGAGUGGUUUCAAUGCCGAAGUUAUUAAAUCCGGACAUGCCGUUCACGAUGUGCCGCACUUACCAAAAGCUGUGCAAGCAUAUGGUCAUCAUGGUCAUUUCUCGCAAACCAUGUUAAUAUAGUCAUAUACUAUU